ACGGUUACAAACGCUUUUCAAAGACCAACUCGACCGAUCCAAGGCAACGUGUUCCUUUAAAUUGAAAAUGAACGAGGGUGGGAGGGGCAAAUGAUUGGUCUGAAGCGUUAAAGUGACUGUAAUCAGUAAUAAUCAGCAGCUAUGACUUAUAAUCUCAUAAAAAUUAUUAUGACCUUAUUAGUGCAAGGCACGUUGACUGUUAUCUCACAAUAAACUAAGGUUUCAAGUUCAGGGUUUAUACAGGUUUUCUUCAUGUCACAACUAUACGUUUUCAUAUUUUUCUCUCAACAAAUUUCUUUUCUAAGCAAAAAUUGGUUGUUUCUUCUAAGCAAUUAUAUGCUUAGAGAUUUGAUGUGCUUACAGGCUUACAGGCUUACAGGCUUUAUAAAAUCGGGCCAUUGACAAGUAGACAUACAGUACAGUAACACAUAAGCCGUAGGCCAGUGUGUUUUUUGAAGAAUAUAAAGAACAUGAAUUUUCAAGCAAUUGAAAUUUUGUUUUUGUCUGCUCCCCACCCACAAUGCAAAUUGUAUACAUUGCGUGACAUGGGACUCUCCCCGUUCAUGCAAUCACACAUGAGUCAUUCGGGGAACUUUAGACUCAAGCUCAAGAUGUUCUUAUCAUUGUGCGUUUUUUGAAGGUCACAUAAAUUAUGAUUAAAGGGUACAAUGUCGGAGCUAACGUGGGCGGAAUACGACUGAGGCUGAGGUGGUUAACGCAAGUGGGUUUGGUUAUGAAUUCGACUCAGGGACAGUUGGGUAAGGGGGUCACCCUACCGAAUGUUCCCCUUCUUGUUCCCCGUAUGUGUGUUUCUACGCACACAGUAGUUAAAUAAUCCAAUUUCAGUACGUUCCUAUAAUAUUUUAUUAAAUUAUUUUACAUUGAAAUCAGACGAUCCAUUAUCACCCAGUAUGGCAGUUGCGGCGCGUGUUAAAAAUCAAACCUUCGAUAUUACUGGCUUUGCUUGGGUUAAAUUUGGGUUGUUUUGAUAAAAAUGUUAUGGAGGGCUAUAAAUACAUUCAAAGAAAAACAAAUCGUAAACAAUUCUGGGAAAUUUAUAUAUAUAUGCAACAUUGUGGCCCUGUGUUUAGAGAUUUUGGCUUUUAACAUUAUCCGAAACAGUUAAAGAAUGUUUGAGGGAAAUAAACGACAUAUACAUAAGCAAACUUGAUACAACAGAAAGGACGGAUUGGAGUGACGAAUGCUACAGAUGUGCCUACGUGUAUCGCUUCUUUGCAGUACAUAGCUAUAUGGUCUAUCGAAGUCUGCAGCUAGCAUUAGCGAAUGAAGAGCAUCUCAAGGAAAUAUGGAAAAACAAGCCGUGUUUCCGUGUGUGCUGCAUCGGUGGUGGGCCUGGAUCAGACGCUGUGGGCCUGACCAAGUUUCUACGGGACACUGGACUGGUUUCAACUAACCGUUUGGAGUGCUCGAUAUUUGAUCGGUAUCAGGAAUGGGAGGACACUUGGAAAAAGAUUACACAGAGCAAUGCCAGUGAUGAAUUUCCACCGAUGACGUAUUUCUCCUGUGACAUGACCCGUAGUUAUACCGGUCUGAGCAUGAAUGAGCUGGAUAAAAUCAGGUCGGCUGACAUUAUCUCCUUUGUCAAAUUUUGCUCCACUGUGGCUGAUUACAUCGGCAGCCACGAAGAGUGUGGCACCUUACUGUACGAAAUUUUCCGGGAACUUAAACCAGGCGCUCUGGUGCUUUACAUUGACAAUCGUUAUAGGGAUAGAGAUGAAGAGUUUAAGGAAAUGGCUGAAUUUAGAGGAGUUUCAGAAACGCUGUACACAAGCAAUCAAGACUUCAGUAUGCCCGUGGCGAAUCGCUCAGAUAUAUUGACUACAUUUGACCGAGUGACUGGAAAAAAUCCCAACAAUGUAUUCCCAGUGUCUGUCAUGCUCCUCAGAAAACCAUCCGAAGAAAAAACACUGUCCAUAUCUACAUGUACAUCUCCCAUUGUCCACACUGAAGCUGAUAACGCACUACCAGAAGCGGAGCCUAACCACACAGAAGCUGAUAACACACUACCAGAAGCGGAGCCUAACCACACAGAAGCUGAUAACGCACUACCACAAGCUGAGCCUAUCCACACCGAAGCUGAUAACACACUACCAGAAGCUAAGCCUAUCCACACUGAAGCUGAUACAGCACUACUAGAAGCUGAGCCUAUCCACACUGAAGCUCCUCUACCAGCAGCUGAGGUUAUCCACACUGAAGCUACUAAUGCACUACCAGAAGCGGAGAAUAACCACACUGAAGCUGAUAACGCACUACCACAAGCUGAGCCUAUGCACACAGAAGCUGAUAACGCACUACCAGAAGCUGAGCCUAUGCACACCGAAGCUGACGAAGCACUACUAGAAGCUGAGCCUACCCACACCGAAGCUCCACUACCAGCAGCUGAGCCUAUCCACACUGAAGCUACGAACGCACUACCAGAAGUUGAGCCGACCCACACUGAAGCUGAUAACACACUACCAGAAGCUAAGCCUAUCCACACUGAAGCUGAUAACGCACUACCAGAAGCUGAGCCUAUCCACACUGAAGCUGAUAAAGCACUACCAGAAGCUGAGCCUAUGCACACCGAAGCUGACGAAGCACUACUAGAAGCUGAGCCUAUCCACACUGAAGCUCCUCUACCAGCAGCUGAGCCUAUCCACAAUGAAGCUACUAACGCACUACCAGAAGUGGAGUCUAUCCACACUGAAGCUGUUAACUCACUACCAGAAGCAGAGCCUAUGCACACUGAAGCUGAUAACGCACUACCAGAAGCUGAGCCUUUUCCUUCAAAAAGGAGCAUCAGUCCACUUGUCACUACAUCUGAAGCGGAGUCUGUUCCUUCAAUGUCAACUCACAUCAAACCAGACGUCCAGCCCCAUGACACAGAUGAAGCGACCACGCCGCCGAAACUCCAAGUCAGACGCAAACCCCAAAGCAGAUGUCGCUAUGCUCCUUAUUGAAGUCACUGAUGUAAGACAAACAAAAGGAGCAGGAGAUUAAAGGAACACGUUGCCUUGGAUCGGCC
Molecule: messenger RNA, 3025 nt
Organism: Asterias rubens (European starfish)
Lineage: Eukaryota; Metazoa; Echinodermata; Asteroidea; Forcipulatida; Asteriidae
Product: RNA polymerase II degradation factor 1-like
Exons: 2
Coding region: 1251-2960 (569 amino acids)
Source: RefSeq, a predicted model, not a curated record